GGCCGCAGCCCCGCCGAGCCCCGCCGCACCGAGCCGAGCCGCGCCGGGCGGAGCGGAGCCGCCGCGCCGGGGCCGCCCCGGGCCGGGCCAUGCGCUGAGGCCGCCGCGCCGCCCGCAGCCAAGGGCGGAUCCCGGGCAGGACACGCGACCGCGGGGCAAGAUGCCGGAGCAGAGCAACGAUUACCGCGUGGUGGUGUUCGGCGCCGGCGGCGUGGGCAAGAGCUCGCUGGUGCUGCGCUUCGUCAAGGGGACCUUCCGCGACACCUACAUCCCCACCAUCGAGGACACGUACCGGCAGGUGAUCAGCUGCGACAAGAGCGUGUGCACCCUGCAGAUCACCGACACCACCGGCAGCCACCAGUUCCCGGCCAUGCAGCGCCUGUCCAUCUCCAAGGGCCAUGCCUUCAUCCUGGUCUUCUCGGUCACCAGCAAGCAGUCGCUGGAGGAGCUGAAGCCCAUCUACCAGCAGAUCGUGCAGAUCAAGGGCAGCGUGGAGAGCAUCCCCAUCAUGCUGGUGGGCAACAAGUGCGACGAGACGCAGCGCGAGGUGGAGAGCAGGGAGGGGGAGGCCAUGGCCAAGGAGUGGAAAUGCGCCUUCAUGGAGACCUCGGCCAAGAUGAACUACAACGUCAAGGAGCUCUUCCAGGAGCUGCUGAACCUGGAGAAGAGGAGGAACGUCAGCCUCACCAUCGACGGGAAGCGCUCCAGCAAGCAGAAGAGGACAGACAAAAUCAAGGGGAAGUGCAGCAUCAUGUAGAGCCCCGGACUGGCCCGCGCCCCCCCUCCGGAUGCCCACCCCCCUUCUCCCCCCCACGGCUGGACGUGGCAGCGGCAUCGCAGCGGGACAGUCCCCUCGUCCUCCGUGUGCCAUCACUGUGACUGUGCGGGGACGCCAGCGCUCGGCCCGGGGCCGGGGGUGAAGACGGGGCCGAGGUGAGGGACACGCGGCCACCCCCCCACCCCCCGGGCACGGCAGGACCGGGGACUCGCCGCCAGGACACCCGGACCGCACCCCCCGCACCGGGGGAAUGACGGUGCCGCGUGGGGGUGGCGGUGUCACCCUUGGGGACAGUCCCGCGUGCCCCCGUCCCCACGCCAUAGUGCUCUGCUCCUGCGGGCAGAGCCCCGGGGCGGGGGCAGCCCCUGCCCGGUGUCCCCCGGCCCCCCUGCCCCAUCCCGGUGCCACGGCUCCCCCAGCCCCGUGUGCUACCGCAGCCCCCCGAGCCCCCAGCCCGGCACCGUGACCCCCCAGCCCCACCGUGGCCCCGCGGGCCCCCCGUGCCCCCCCAGCCCCGCGCCGGAGCCGCAGCCGGAGCCGCCAGCACAAGCACAAAAGCAUCGGGUCCGCGGGAGGUCCUGACCCAGCACAAUCCUGGCCAGCUCCGGCGGGACACCCCCGGCCCCACGGCCAGCCGGGCCCCCAGCGCUGCGGGGCCGGUGCCACCCCCUCCUCAGCGUCCCCCCGCGGGGUGACCCCGGGACCCCCCGACACCCCCGGGACCCCCCGACACCCCCCAGCUCUGGCGCAGCCCCGCUUGCUCCCCCCUUGGCCGGAGCGGGGUCCCCGCGCUGUCACCAGCCCCUCGUCCCCUCGGGGUUUGUCCCCUCGCUCCGGCCCCGCUCCUUCCCCCGGGGUGUCCCCGAGGGGGGUCCCCGAGGUGAGGGGACCCCCCGAGCUCCCCGCACCCCCCGGCUCUUCACACGAGGACGGAGCGCCCAGGGGACGGGGUGCCGAUGUAGCCUUUAUUCUAGAAAUAGUCUUCCUUCAAUAAAGAGACACAAACGCG
Messenger RNA from Taeniopygia guttata (zebra finch), 1787 nucleotides. It is a transcript of the gene DIRAS1, whose product is annotated as DIRAS family GTPase 1. Gene Ontology annotation, molecular function: GTP binding; GTPase activity. The record is from RefSeq and is a predicted model, not a curated record. NCBI's taxonomy places the organism in Eukaryota, Metazoa, Chordata, Aves, Passeriformes, Estrildidae. Gene Ontology annotation, cellular component: membrane. Gene Ontology annotation, biological process: signal transduction.